Messenger RNA from Polychytrium aggregatum, 2871 nucleotides. RefSeq lists its product as uncharacterized. Gene Ontology annotation, biological process: G protein-coupled receptor signaling pathway. Gene Ontology annotation, molecular function: G protein-coupled receptor activity. The record is from RefSeq and is a predicted model, not a curated record. Gene Ontology annotation, cellular component: membrane. The transcript has 7 exons. Lineage: Eukaryota; Fungi; Chytridiomycota; Chytridiomycetes; Polychytriales. Bases 1 to 2718 code for a protein of 905 amino acids.
AUGCUCCCGCAUGCAUCACGGUGGCUCCUGGCCUGGUGUUUGGUCGCAUCGCUUUACUUCCGAUGUGCAGACGGAUGGGUCCAAAGCGUGGCGACGCUCCUGGGUGUUGGUGCGAAUGCCCCGGCGGCCGUUUACUCGGCGCUGGCCAACUACUACUCAACCUACGAUCCAUACUUCAACUAUGCCUACACUGGAAUCGGCUCCGGAGCGGGUCGUGCGGCCCUCGUCGCCGGAUCGACCAACUUGACCUGGGCAGCGUCCGAUAACGUGCCCUCCAAUGUCACGUUUGUCGGACCUGGGAACAUUGUCGGGCACUCCGUGGCCGUCAUCUAUCACUUGAAUGUCACCAAUCUUACGCUCACGCGGCAAAAUGUCGCCGAUAUCUUCACCGGGAAGGUUGUCUACUGGAACGACACUCGGCUGGUUCAGCACAACCCUGCACUGACCUCCAUCAACGCGCGUAUCCAGGUCAUCGCCAUUAGCGGUUCCUCUGGAAUUGCCUCCAAUUUUCUAUAUGCUCUCAACAGCAUCGACCCAACUCUGAACUUGGGCAACUCCCUGUCGUACCCGCUUUCGACAUGGGGCCCGGCCACUGCAGCAUUCUACGGCUCCAGCAACACAAUUGUCUCGGACGGCAUCCAGGUCACUCCGUACUCGAUCGGCUUUGUCGACUACCCGUCGGCCUCGACAACCCUGGCCUCUCUCGCCUCAGGGCUGAACCUGUAUGCCAUCGCAAACAUCAUCAACCGCAACGGCGAUGUCGUUGCCCCAUCCAUAUACACGAUGUCGAAUGCCCUUUCCACAGCAAGCACCACAAACGUUUCGUCUCUGCGACACUUCUCGGGCGACAUCGGCACAUACAUUCGCUCGACCUACAUCGACACCACCACGCCAAAUGCAUAUCCGUUCAUGGAACCGUCUUUUAUUCUCCUUCGGCAAGACUCCCAGCCCUACAGCAUCGCCGAAGCUCAAAUGCGUGCCACACUUCGUUUCCUCUUCUGGAUGCUCUUUGGCGGGACAGAGACGGAUCCCGAUUUUCGACGCUUUGCGUAUGAUGCACUCAAACUGGUCACCCAAAACGGAAAGGUGCUCUUUGAUGCAUCUUCUCCAUGCAAUCCGUACUUUGACGCUAAUGGGACCUAUAUAACCGCCAACUCCUGCAAGCACGGGUACUGCGUCGUCGAUGGUCCGUUUCAAGACUCCUCAGUGACUCAGUGCAUCUGCGAUGCUGGAUUCAUGAACAACAUGCAACUGGAUUGCUCUGAGCCAUCCGCACCAUUCAUGAUCCUCUUUUACGGCGUCGAGUCCUACAACACUGCCAUUAUGGCGUUCCUGAGCAUCACUGGGCUCAUCAACGCCGCCAUCCUGGCCAUGCUGUUCGUGUUUCGAGAAAAGCCAAACAUCAAAGCUAUUUCGCCGAAUUGUUGCUACAUAAUCGUUGUCGGGGCCCUUUUUGGUCAAAUCGGCGCACUAUUCUAUUCCGCCGAGCCCAGCACCUUGGUUUGCUCCAGCCGGAUGUUCUUCCCGGUCAUUGCCUUCUCCUCAAUCUUCAGCAUGCUCUUGAUGAAGUCUGUGCGGAUCUACAUGAUCUUUGAAAACCGACGCAUGCGUGUCUUCAAGACGCCGGACUGGAAACUCAUCCUCGCGACGCUUGUCGUGUUGGUUGCCGAGAUUGUGGUGUGUGCAGCAUGGGUUGCCGUGGAAGGCCCCACGGCCGAGGUCGAGGGCAGUUUCUACGGGCUGGUAUGCACGGCGACGUUUUCGUCCACGGUGGUGCCCGAGAUUGUCCUCUACGUCAUCAACGGAGCCAUCAUGCUCGGGUGUGUGGCCUUUGCCUAUCUCACCCGCGGUGCUCACGAGCGCUUCCAAGAGUCCAAGGUCAUUGGCAUAUGCAGCUACAUGGUCUCCCUGACGUUGGUGCUGUGCCUUCCGAUCGUCUACAUUCUCUCCGGAAGCUUGGACUCGCAAGCACUCUUCACCGUGGGCCGCGUGAUCCUGGCUUGCUUGAUCGUCAUGAUCUCGUCGUUUGUCCCUGCAGCGCUGUUUGCAGGCAGGAUCAUCGGCGUCCUCCGCUCUGACCCUGGCGAAGGUGAAAAGUCGGGAGCCCCCAAAUCCAUGCACACGUCCUCGGGUCAUUCCAAUAUCCGAAGCCAGGGCAUGUUGUCUGCAGACAUUAUUACCUACGUAUAUGACUGCGGCGUCCAAGGUCUCAAGUUCGGAGGUGCUUGGAUGUCAUCGACUGUCCUGGUGUUUGUCACCCUGGACAUCAUCGACUUUCGCGAUCCCAGCCUCGAUGGCACCGUCCAGGCAAGCUUCCGCUUCUCGGCAUGUGAAUGCGAGCCCUGUGACUCCGAAUCAGAUCCCGAAGGUGGCAAAGCACUUGCCCGAAGCGUCAAGCUCCGAAACAACAAGUCUCAGCUCACGCUCGAGUUCGGAUCAAAGGAGACAGCACUGACGUUUUUGAACAACUUCAAGGAAGCCAAAGCCAAGCCUCAUAUUUUCAAAGGCAAGGGAAUCGGUGCCCUCGGUGACCUCGGAGGACAAUUGGGGCACAGCGGGCAUGGACUCUUGGGUAGCCUGGAAAGAGGCGGCACUGCCAUGAGGCGAAAGAGCAAAACGAUCGUUAUUCACGAGCCCGGGGACAUCACUGCAUCUGGAACACACGAUCGAAUUAUUGCUUCCAAAAUCGACGAAAGCAUCGACAGCCAGAAGAGUUGAAUCAAACCAGGAACCUGUGGUCAUGGUGGAUAGAAUUCCGGUUUUCAAUCACGUGGGGGGCUUUACUUGAUGUGCCAUUUUUAAUGCUUCGGGUGGGGAGAACAGGAAAAUAACCUGCGGAACGCCCCGUCUCCGUUUCACAGUUGAGAGUGC